Messenger RNA from Trichoplusia ni (cabbage looper), 2342 nucleotides. RefSeq names its product nose resistant to fluoxetine protein 6 (gene drd). Gene Ontology annotation, molecular function: acyltransferase activity, transferring groups other than amino-acyl groups. NCBI's taxonomy places the organism in Eukaryota, Metazoa, Arthropoda, Insecta, Lepidoptera, Noctuidae. The record is from RefSeq and is a predicted model, not a curated record. Bases 72 to 2159 code for a protein of 695 amino acids. The transcript is spliced from 12 exons.
GGUUACAAGUUCGGCGGGUCGCUUGUGAUAUACCCGCGUCUUGUCCGCCGCCCGUCAUACAGUGAAACAUCAUGGCGGCGCGCGCAUGCGCAGUUCUGCUCCUUGCGAUCGCAACCGUCUCUGCGCGGGAGUGUAUCGAACUGACACUUCCAGACAAAAGUUUAUUAAGCGACUCGAUUUUAAACGGGACUAUAUUGAAAUUAGCCGCGCAGAAUGAAAGUUUCGAUGAAAGUGGACGUUUUAAUGUUGUGGAAAUUUGGGAGCGGUUCCCUAAGGUUGUGGUGCCCAGGAAUGGGACGAGCGAGCAGUGCCGGCGGGACAGCCAGCUGUACCUGGACAGCCUGGCCCGGCUGGAGCUGUGGGCCAUGAAAAUGUUUGACGCCACAGCGAAACCCCCAUCAGGUAUACUGAGCGGGAACGGGAACCAAUACGGCGACUUCGACGAAUGCCUCAGCAUCGAUGGCGCUGUGCGAGGGAAGUACUGCCUGGCAUCAUUAGAGAUGAGCUUCAGUGGAGACGAAACUCUUGACGAGAUCGACACUUUAGUACACAGCGGACACUACAUUCGGAGUAACAUUACUGAUAUGGGUCACCGAGUGCCUCGCUACUCUAGCCUGCUGUGGGGCGUCUGUAUCCCCAGCUCUUGCAGCAGCUUCGACCUGGAAGAGGAACUGUCCCAGAGACUGUCAGGUCUAGGAAUUUCGGUCAGGGUUCACAACACCAUGUGCUCAGUCAAAGACUUCAAGCGACCAUACUCUUUUGGAAAAACUCUUUCCAUCACAUUCUUUUUAGCAAUACUCUUACUUCUGAGUCUAGGAACCAUACUAGACGAUGGUAAAGAAGGAGUGACCAACUUCGAGAAGCUUCUGAACGCGUUUUCCUUGAAGAGGAAUCUGAGGAAAGUCUUCGAUCUGUCAGACUCUGCGUCCAAAGUGAAGGGCGUGGAUGCCUACAGAGGGAUGAAUGCGUUCGCCUUACUCAUUGCCCAUAAGUCCAUGGCGAUGGCACACAGUCCCUACGUGAAUAAAGUCAGCUUUUCUGCUGUUUUCGGCAUGCCGUGGGCAGUAGUGGGGCGUUCAGCGAUCCUGUACACCGACAGCUUCCUGUACCUCAGCGGGUUCCUCAACGCCCACAACCUGCUCCAGGACCUCGAGAAGAAAGGCACCAUCAACCUGAAGGACCGCCUCGUCGCCAGAUGGUUUAGGCUAUUCCCCCUGUUCGUCAGUCUGAUGUUGUUCUGCACAUACAUCCUGCCUGACCUGAACAAUGGCCCGCAGUGGAACCUGGUCGUGGAGGAGCACAGCAGAGUCUGUGAGAAGAACAUGUGGAAGAGCUUCCUGUUCAUACAUAACUACUUCGGGUUUGAAGACAUGUGCCUCACCCAUACUCACCAGAUCGGCAUGGACAUGCAGCUUUACGUCGCCACCUUACCCCUGAUGGUCGUCAUCUGGAAGUACCGCACCCUGGGCUGGUCCCUCCUCGCUGGUAUAGCGGUAGCCUCUACAGCCCUCCGGUACCUCGCCAUCUACUGGUACGACAUCAGCAUGUUCGUGUAUUACGGGAUCUCAGUACAGAAGCUAAUGGACGCGGCGCGGUACUCCUACAUCCUGCCGACGCAUAGAGCCACUAUAUACCUGAUAGGGGUCGUGAUGGCGUACCUACUCAAGUCUAAGAAACUGAACUUUAGUCUUACAACUACACAAUCAAGGCUGCUCUGGGCGUUCUGCUUCACUUUAAUGGGGGCGACUAUCGCAACUCCUUACCAAUGGGGUCUGGAAGGUUACAAGUACGAGCAUUACCCCGCCGCCAUGUUCGCUGCCUUCUCACCUAUUUUAUGGGGGAUCUUCAUGUGUGUGUCCCACUGGGCGAUCGUUAAUGACUAUGCUGGCAUAGGCACCUCGUUCGUGGAGUCCCGCGUGUUCAAGUUCUUCAACAAGAUCGCAUACAGCGUGUACCUCACGCAGUUCCCCAUCUUCUUCUAUAACGUGGGAGUACAGCGGCAUGCGGACUACUACUCGCCGCUGCUACUUCUUCACGUCCCAGAAAUGGUAACAGUGACAGUGAUAUCAAUACUGGCGACAGUCGCCAUUGAGAUGCCCUUCAACCAAGUGUAUAGGAUAUAUUUCGGACAAUCACAGACGAAAUUAAAAGAUAAGUGAGUAAGAAACAAAGACUAAUAUUCUGUGCUAUAGUUACGUAUAAAUAUUUAGUUUUAGUCGGACAUCACGAAUUAGUUUGUAAUAAUUGACUAUUUUUGUACUGUUAAUAUUAAUAUUAUGAUUAAGAGAAUGUAUGACAUAAGUUAUUAAAGAUAAAAAUAAAACCAAUGCGUAUAAAUAAAA